Molecule: messenger RNA, 3938 nt
Organism: Perca fluviatilis (European perch)
Lineage: Eukaryota; Metazoa; Chordata; Actinopteri; Perciformes; Percidae
Product: choline transporter-like protein 5-A
Exons: 22
Coding region: 115-2382 (755 amino acids)
Biological process (GO): transmembrane transport
Cellular component (GO): membrane
Molecular function (GO): transmembrane transporter activity
Source: RefSeq, a predicted model, not a curated record
AAACACACGUUGGCGUGACGUCUCUAGAGAGAGAGCGCGAGCGUAUCGGAGCCUGCAGGUGGUCUCGAGGAGAAUGGAGGGAGGGAGGAGAGGAGAGGAGCUGAGGAGCACUGAAUGAACUACCGUUACCGCCGCAGACAGCGAGACGCUUCUUUAUUCCUCUCUUCCUUUGUCCACCGCCAGCAGCGCGCCAUGGCGCCCCGCCGGUACAGCCCGAGCAGCCCCGCCGCCGUGCAGAGCGACACCGCCGUUGGAGCAGCACCGCCGGCUCGCCACUACGGAGAACCACACAAGUUUGAUCCUUCCUUCAGAGGUCCAGUCCGCAGAAGAAGCUGCACUGAUAUCUUAUGUUGUUUGAUCUUCAUCAUUGUCAUCUUCUCAUAUAUGGCCCUGGGGAUAGUGGCCUGGUUACAUGGGGACCCCAGGAAGGUGCUCCAUCCGACAGACAGCUAUGGCCAGUUCUGUGGUCAGAAAGGGACUUCCAAUGAGAAGAAACCCAUCUUAUUCUAUUUCAACAUCUUGAAAUGUGCCAACCCGGCUAUACUCAUCAACCUUCAGUGCCCCACAACUCAGAUGUGUUUGUCAAAGUGCCCAGACAGGUUUGCCACCUACACUGAGAUGCAGCUGCAACACAAACUCAGCAAGAGUUACUGGGACUAUUACAGACAGUUCUGUAAGCCUGGCUUUAAUAACCCUGACAAGCCAGUGUCUCAGGUUCUGCGAGACGAGGACUGUCCCUCCAUGAUUGUACCUAGUAGACCAUUUCUCCAGAGAUGUCUCCCAGACUUCAUCACUCUGAAUGGGACUGUGACUGUAGCUAACAGAACCAGCUUUAAAGAUGCUCUGCAAAUGGCCCACAGUGUGACUGAACUUCAACAUGCUGCCAAGGGUAUAACAGGACUGGUGGACACCAGGGAGCUAGGCAUGAAGAUAGUGGAGGAUUAUGCCAAGUCAUGGCCAUGGAUACUCAUAGGUCUUCUUGUCUCCCUGGCUGUUAGUCUGCUCUUCAUCCUGCUGCUGAGGUUCACAGCUGGCACUCUGCUCUGGGCUACCAUCAUCACUGUCAUCCUGCUGCUGGCAUACGGUAUGUGGUACUGCUCCGUGGUGCUGUCCCAGCUGAGACACACAGCUGGCUCUGAAGUUGCCAUUGUAGAAGUCGGCCUGCACACUGACCUGCACGUCUAUCUACAACUCACACAGACAUGGAUCAUAUUAUUGGUGUCUCUGGGACUGGCAGAAGCUUCCAUCCUGUUGAUGUUGAUUUUCUUGAGGAGGAGAGUGCGAGUGGCAAUCGCCCUGCUCAGAGAGGCCAGCAAAGCCAUCGGUUACAUCAUGUCCACGCUGUUCUUUCCAGUCGUCACCUUUCUCUUGGUGACUAUCUGCAUCUCCUACUGGGCCGUUACCGCCGUGUACCUGGCAUCGUCAGGUCAGGCUAUCUACAAGGUGAUGUCUCCUGAUGUCAGCUGUCCCUACGACAACAGCACCUGCAACCCUGAGACCUUCAACAGGAGCAACAUCUCCCAGUCAGCACUGUGCCAGGCUUCUCAGUGUCUGUUUGCCUUCUACGGCGGCGAGACGUCCUAUCACCGCCACCUCUUCCUGCUGCAGCUGUACAACCUGCUGAUCUUCCUCUGGCUGCUCAACUUCAGCUUGGCCCUGGAGCAGUGCACCCUGGCUGGGACCUUUGCUAGCUACUACUGGGCCAGGAGGAAGCCUCAGGAUAUCCCAGCAUGCCCACUCUUCUCAUCUUUCAGCAGGGCUAUCAGGUAUCACACAGGCUCGCUGGCCUUCGGAGCUCUCAUUCUCUCAGUCGCACAACUGGUCCGGAUCAUACUGGAAUACUUGGAGAACAAACUAAAAGGCAUUGACAACAGCCUGUCCAGGUUCAUCAUGCACUGUCUGAAAUGCUGUUUCUGGUGUUUGGAGAAGGUCAUACGCUACAUGAACCGUAAUGCUUAUAUCAUGGUGGCCAUCUAUGGGAAGAACUUCUGCAGCUCAGCCAGAGAAGCCUUCUUCCUGCUGAUGAGGAAUGUGGUCAGGGUUGCAGUUUUGGACCGAGUGACAGACUUCCUGUUGUUUCUGGGCAAAGUGCUGAUAGCAGGAGGAGUUGGUGUGGCUGCAUUCUUCUUCUUCACUAGGAAGAUCCCUGUUAUCCAGGAGGAGGAGCCCGACCUCAACUACUACUGGGUCCCCCUGCUGACGGUGGUGAUGGGUGCCUACCUGAUCGCUCAUGGUUUCUUCAGCGUCUAUGCCAUGUGUGUUGACACGCUCUUCCUCUGCUUCUGCGAUGACUUGGAGAGGCAUGAUGGGAGUUCAGAAAGACCUUUCCUCAUGUCCCCAGAGCUGCACAGAAUUUUGGGGAAAUCCAGCCAGUCGCGUUGAUAUGUGAUCCUCCUGUCCCGUCCCUGAGCAGCCAGUGUGCUGAGUGGACCAUGCUCUCUGUAACACUGCACAGGGCCGACAGGUCUGGCUGCUAGGCAACAUGUGGAGCAGCAGGAGCAGCAUUCCUCAUGAUUACCACUCAGCAACAGUGACAGGCACAUGUCAGACAUGUAUGGAACCAAUAGUAAAGUCAGAAUCAAAGACUUCUCAAAGUUCCCUUCCAGCGAGGCCGUUGCAGUGUUUAGCGCUGCAGUCGUCAGUCUGAAGUCAUGUUUAAGCCCUGAAAUGAGUCAGUGAGAAGAACCUUGUUUUGUAUUAAGAUUCAGUUCAUGUGUUUGAAAAAGCCUCCUUUGAACUUCUAAUUGUACCUUUUAAUGUGUUGUGUGUUUUUGGAUGAAUGUUCGAAAAAAUGUUUGGCAAAAACUUGAAAAUGUGUGAAAAUCACUUUGUACCAAAUGCUUCACCUCAAGUUUCAAAUCAUUUAUACAGCCUGUUCCUUUUAUAAGAUGGAUUGAUUUUGUAUUGGGUCUUUGUUUUUUUUAUUCAUAAAGCUGAUUCAAUUAAAAUACAAUAAAAAAAUAUUAAACAUGUCUUUUUCUUCAGCACCAAUGUCAAACUAAAAGGUAAACUAAAAUAAGUGAUGAUAAAAAUAAUUUGUAGUUCCAGAAUUUAGUGGUGAUGAUUUGUGAAUACGUUAUGUUGGAUUUUAUCUUGUAACAUGUAAAAAAAAAAAACAUCAUCAGGAGCACUUUGGUGUCAGGAAAUAAACUACGCAGCUUGAAAGAUAGGCGUCAGACUUGGCGGCUAAUGCCUGCCGCUGCUAGUAUUGAAGCAAUCCUUUUUUCUUCCAAAAUGUUUAGAAUGAUAUUUUCAGAUAUAAUUCAUUUCACAUUUCUGCAUUUUCAGCAAUGCUUAUGAUUCAUUUCAGCAUCCACACGCAAUUCCUGCAGGAAAUACAUUUUCUAGUUAUUCUUUGGCGUCAAACUACACACGACAAAAAUCUAAUGAAAAUCAAAUUGGGCGGCUCAUUGAGCAGAUGGGGGCUAUAAUUUUUUGAUAUAAAAGUUUUUAAAAUCAUAGGAGUAUAAUAGAAGUCUAUGAGCGGACUGAUUUCUCAGUUCAUACCUUAUUAAACUCUGAAAGCCUGUUGCUCUAACAUACAUGCAGCUGGAAUCCAUUCGCGCUUUACAACGCACACGAGACUUUGACUUUCUAUAUUGUAAUCUGUGUCGUGACAACUGUUACAGUUCCAAGCAAUUUAACUGAAAAGCAUUUUUAGUUGCUGUUUAGUAAUUCAUGUUACUAGCUGCUGGAGUGUGGAACGGGACUUUUCUAGACCAGAGAAACAUUUUCUAAACUUCUCUCAGCUGCACAGUUUGAACCCUACACCCACAAACCCUCAUCUCUCUCACCAUGUAAAUAUCUAACCAACAGCGGGCGCUACACUUCUUAAGAUCUAAUCCCAGAUAGAUAGAGCCCUGUCCAGCUCUCACUCACUGCCAUGUUAGUCUCGCUUUGCCAGAUCAUCCACACGCUGCGGAGAGGAGGAGGGUCUG